UGCAAAGCUCUGCUACUUACCAAAAGUCUGCCUACGGACAGAAAGAUGGCAUUUAAUGGAACUUGGAAAAUUGAGAAAAAUGAAAACUAUGAAAAAUUCAUGGAAGCAAUGGGUGUUAACAUGAUGAAAAGAAAGUUAGGAGCCCACGAUAAUCUGAAGCUCACUAUUCAGCAAGAUGGAAACAAAUUUCUUGUCAAGGAAUCGAGCAACUUCCGUACCAUCGACAUUGAAUUCACUCUGGGAGUCAGCUUUGAAUACAGUCUGGCUGAUGGGACUGAACUUUCAGGUUCUUGGAACCUGGAAGGAAAUAAACUCGUAGGAACGUUUACUAGAAAAGAUAAUGGAAAAGCACUCACAGCGUACAGAGAAAUUGUAGGCAGUGAACUUGUACAGACCUAUGUGUACGAAGGAGUUGAAGCCAAGAGAAUCUUCAAAAAGGAGUAAACACUUUAGCCAAAACAGCACUGGAAUCAAAAUCCUAUUAAAAGAAAGACAAUUUUUUCUACAUAUACUGUUUUGUUUGUUUGUUUGUUUGUUUUUUAAAUCUCCUCACAGCAACUCCUAAGCUGUGAUUAUCCAGCCCUAAUGAAAACACAACUUUACAUUUAGUGUUUUACCUCUAAAAAAUAAUCCAGUUAAAAUCUGAAGACUAAAAUGUUACUUGUGGGAAGUCUUACCUGAGUAACCAAAGGCAGCCAAAACUAUUUUCUAUAAUCAGAAUAUCAAUAUUUUUUGUACUGGUUCUUGAAUGGCAACUUUGCUUCCUUACCACGAUAUUUGUAGUGACAAAUGGUUUCUCUGUGUAUGGAGCAUUGUGUAAUAAGGAUGUGAAAGCUUAAGAGAACCCUGAGAACAAGCAAGUCUCAAGAACUGUAAAUAGAAAUAUACAAUAAAUAAAAAAAUAUGCUGAUAACA
This is a messenger RNA of Coturnix japonica (Japanese quail), 915 nucleotides long. RefSeq names its product fatty acid binding protein 2 (gene FABP2). Lineage: Eukaryota; Metazoa; Chordata; Aves; Galliformes; Phasianidae. The record is from RefSeq and is a predicted model, not a curated record. Gene Ontology annotation, molecular function: fatty acid binding.